AUGGGGGCCGCCGACCUCAACUACUUCACGUGCACCCUUGGCCAGGCUGCGCUACUGAAGAAAGAGGGUCGCCAACAGAAGGACUCAUUCCAGACGGUCAUUCAACUGAUAGAAGAGCAGGCUGAAAGUCUACCUGAUUCGCCUGCUCUUGGGUUCGCCAAUCUGCGGAAGGGAGAAUGCCGCAAUCAGAGUUUGCCCGACCAAGUCACCUUUUCGGAACUUUGCCGUCUAUCAAUAUCUGCAGCUGUACUCCUGAAGGCGUCGUUGCCCUCGGCCGCUGAUGGGCAAUAUUCAGAAACAGUCGGGCUGAUCUGCAGCAGUAGCUUGGAUUUCGUACUCACAUGGCUUGGUCUCAUGCAAUUAGGUCGCAAGGCCUUUCUGCUGGCUCCUCAAUUGGAUUCUCGAUCGAUAGACCACCUCUGUACUGGCUCUGACGUAAGAAGUAUCCUGGUGGACAAGGUCCACGAGCAGAGAACGUCGCAAUUUCGUGACAGCAUCAACAUCGUGAAGAUCCCACAAUACGAGGGAGACUCGCAGUCGAAAACAGACAUCCCGGAGGGCAAGGGCCUCAGUGGCAAAUCGUCCGAUAUUGCUUAUCUUCGCCACACAUCGGGCACGUCUUCGGGAUUACCAAAGCCCAUCCUACAGACACAAUGGGGAGCUGUAGGCUGUCUACCAGUUCUACCUGACCAAGGCCAGGCCGCAACCUUCUCGACCACGCCACUCUACCAUGGGGGUCUUGCCGACUGCUUCAGGGCAUGGACCAGCGGGGCCGCAAUCUGGUUCUUCGCCGAAGGGUUGAUGCCCAUUACCGGUGCCAAUGUCCUGAAAGCAGUCGCUCAUGUUCGCGAAGAAAGUCAGGCUUCUUCUGUCAAGUACUUUUCGUCUGUCCCGUACGUGCUUCAGAUGCUCGCUGAGGAAGACGAGGGCAUAAAACUUCUACAGACCAUGGAUAUGGUGGGCGUUGGCGGAGCUGCGUUGCCCCCUUCGGUUGGUGACAGACUAGUCAAGCUGGACGUCAACCUCGUCUCGCGGAUGGGGAGCGCCGAGUGCGGUUUCCUCAUGUCAUCACAUCGCAACUAUUCCGAGGACACGGAGUGGCAAUAUCUUCGGCCAAUGGACGAUCCAAGCUUCCUGUCAUUUGAGCCUCGCGACGAUGGUCUCUCGGAGCUCGUGGUGAAACCAGCUUGGCCUCUGAGGACAAAGGUGAACCGUGACGAUGGGUCAUAUGCCACGGCAGACUUGUUUGAGCCGCAUCCUUCGAUGCCAAACGCAUGGCGAUACGAUAGCCGUGCGGAUGCUCAGAUCACACUUGCCAAUGGCAAGAAAUUCGACCCGUCUCUACUCGAAGGCGCCAUUCGAGCUUCAACCGACAUGCUACAGGAUGUACUCAUAUUCGGCGCUGGCAGAGAUUAUGCUGGGGCUCUCCUAUUCAAAGCAUCACCCGAUGUCUCAACUAACGAUGUACUUGAUGCCGUAUGGCCAGAAGUGCAGCAAUUGAACACAAGAACGCAAAGCCAUGCUCGGCUGACAAAGGCGAUGCUGGUUAUUAUCGAUGCUGAAGGCCACGAUGCGCCCCUGCCGAAAAGUAGCAAAGGAACUAUACUGCGUCAUCAGGCUGAGGACCGCUAUGCCGAUGUCAUCGACUCGGCCUACACUGGCCGAGGAUCCAACAUGGGCCAGGCUCGACACAUGUCUGGCGAUGACAUCUUUUCAGUCGUCUCCAGCCUCUUCAGUGAGGUUUUGGGGAGAGAAAUUGAUGCCGAGCAAGACCUAUAUGAGCAGGGGGUCGACUCGAUUGCUUGCAUUCAGAUACGGAAACUCGUUGAGAUCAGUGUGCUGCCCCCGGGCUCCGCUCCAUUACCGAUGAACGUUAUCUAUGACAACGGCACCAUCCGCUCACUAGCCAACACCCUGGUAGAGGUUCGUCGGGGGACCAGCGAUCUGAAUAACCCUGCCGAUCAUCGCGAAGGGAAGUUGAUGAGAGAGCUAGCUGACAAGUACUGUCAAUUCCCGCCAAUGCAAGUGGACGUGAUGAAGAAAGAGGGGAUCGUCGUGGUUCUUACAGGGGCAACGGGGGUAUUGGGGGUUCACGUACUAUCACAGAUGAGCAACGACCCCAAGGUGCGCAAGGUGUAUUGCCUGCUGCGUGCAUCGACACCCUUCGCCGCCCGAGAGCGUGUCGCCAAAGCACUUCUGAACAAGAAAUUGAUCGGCCUGCAAGAGGUCACAGAGGCGCAUGCCUUGGACGACAGAAUUACCUGCUUACCUUGCGACCUAACCGGGCCUCAGCUGGGCCUCUCGGAUGAAAGUUGGAGAUGCCUGGUCUCUGAGGCUACCGUCUUCAUCCACUCCGCCUGGUCUGUCAACUUCAGUCUUCGGCUCACCUCAUUCGAGAACCAGCUUGCGGGAACUCUAAACAUGAUCAAUGCGGCUCUAGCAAGCGACUCGAAGUUCUUCUUCGUCAGUUCCACUGCGGCUGUGAGCAACACGUCUUCUGGUGACAUUGCUGAGAAGCCCUCGCUGGACCCGAAAGACGCAUCACCCUUGGGGUACUCAAGAUCGAAGUGGGUAGCUGAACGAGUGUGCUCAGCAGCACAUGAACACUUGCUUCAUGAUCGAACAUCAAUCGCAGACUCCCGGGGUAUUUCGAUCAUCCGGGUAGGGCAGCUCUGUGGCAACCAAGCUGGGGCUUGGAAUGCCUCUGAGGCAUAUCCACUGAUGUUGUCGACCGCCAGCUUCGCGGGAUGCCUCCCAGCUCUGCCCAGCGAGUGUCUCAACUGGUUACCAGUAGAUACAGCUGCAAAGGCAGUCUUGGAUAUCGCCUUGCCUAGCCCGGCAACGCAGAACAGGGGAAGCUCAACGAGCGAGUCGCAGCCCCCAAUCCCUGUGUACCAUGUGCUCAACCCGCACAGAACACCAUCCUGGCGUAAGAUGCUCGACUGGAUCGCAAAGGCCCCCGGCGGCUCGUCGUUCGAUAUAGUGCCAGCGGCUGAAUGGCUUGAUCGCCUUGAGAGAGCCUUGAAGGCGUCGGAAACGAAACACCCCUCGCAGGCGCUCUUGGGGUUAUGGAAGCGGAAGUAUUCCCUGGCAGAGACCAUUUCUCAAUCCGACGAGGUUGAAAAGUCCGCUGGGAAUGGUCCUCCCAAAUUCCAAGUGUUGUUUACCCAACGAACGUCGGAGACGAUGCGAGAUGUCGAGCCAUUAGAGGAGGGGGAUGUCAUUCGGAUGUGGGAAUGGAUACAGGGCAAUUCUUAG
Molecule: messenger RNA, 3258 nt
Organism: Anthostomella pinea
Lineage: Eukaryota; Fungi; Ascomycota; Sordariomycetes; Xylariales; Xylariaceae
Source: the annotation of a GenBank genome assembly